AUGUUCAAAUCUCUCUGCUUUGAUAACAACACGGAAGAUUCCCUUGUUACGCCUACUCCAAGCAUGGGAGUGAAUAUGGAUUUAUUCUGGGAUGAUGCUCUCAAUGAACGUGAUGAUGAAGAAAUCAUUGUGCGUCAUCACCAAGUCCCGAAACUGAAGCCUCUUUCCUCUCACUCGAGGAAUGAAGAAGUGCAUCAACAAUCACUCAACAACCAAACAUCCUCCUCGUUAUGGUCCAACUCAACUUCAUCUCAUCAACACAUGAUGAUGAUGAAUCAAAUCCAACUCAACAAUUCAUCGUUGAAUGAUUCAACUUUUGGGAUUACCAGCGACUUGAAAAGCAAAUGUUCAUUGGAGCACAACGAGAAUAAUCAUCACGACACUAUUGUUUCAGCCGACUUUGAAAUAGCCUCCAAUCUCCACAAGAGAAAGAGAGCGAGCAGUGUUACUACUGUAGAAUCAUCCUCAGAUGAAUUCACCAAUGAUCCCAUCAUCGGUUCAGGACUUGUGCGAGAUGAUGAUGCCGAGAGAGAGCCAUUGAAGAAUAUAUCCAAUACAGUAGCAUCCAUGAUGAUGGCAAAAUCAAGGCAAUCCUUGAGCAAUACUGCUCUGGGUAGUACUUCUAGUCCAAUCAAAAAGAAGAAGAAGAUCAAUCUUAUUGACUUUGAAAAGAAGAGAAGAGAAACCCGAGUUCUCAAUGUUAUUCCACAAACACCAACAACAUGUACUCGUGAUCAACAGAGUAUCGGAGGCUUAUACUUUUCAUCAAUUGAAUCUGCUCUUCGUGAAGCACAACCAUUUGAUACCCUUCUUCUUCAUGAAGGAAUUUAUCAUGUACAACGAACCCUUAAUAUCAAUGUAGAAGGAAUUCAUCUGAAAGGAGUCUCAGAUAAGGUUCAUUUGGUUGGCAUGUGCCCUUCAAAUGUAUUGAGUAUUGAACACAAAUCAAUAACCAUUUCUCAUUUGAACAUUUCUCAUGACAUUCAACCAUGCACCUCCACGAGUACUGCCGUUUCUUCAUCUUCUGGUACUAAUUGUGCUCUCAUAUCCAUCGAUACACAAUCAUAUCUUGGUGAUGAAAUUUUCCAAAUUCACAUCAAGAAAUGUCAACUAUAUAACAGUGUGGAACAUGGAAUUUUGGUUUCUGGUGUUGCAGAGGCUGUAAUUAUUGACUGCUCUAUUCACCACUGUAAGAAGAUUGGAAUUCUUUAUACGAACAAUGCUAGAGGUCUUGUUCAAAACAAUGAAAUUUUUGAAAAUGACUAUGAAGGAAUCACAUUCAGAGGUAGAUCUCAUCCCACUGUAAAAAACAACCGGAUUUGCAAUGGUCAUUCAGGAGGAGUCUACAUGCGCGAAAACUCUCAUCCUUACCUUUUUGAAAACGAAAUUUUUGGCAACAAGCGCUCUGGUAUUUUCAUUGCCAACAAAUCAAAGCCAUACAUUAAGAAAAAUUUCAUUCAUUCCUGUAAAGAGAAUGGAAUUGUACUGAAGAAUCAAUGUGCUGGCAAAAUUGAAGGCAAUGACAUUUAUCAAAAUGCAUAUCCAAACCUGUACAUUGAUGAUGAAUGUGAAACUGAAAUAAGAUGUAAUAAGAUUAGAUUAGGAGGCUCGUUUGGUAUUUGGGCAAAAGGGAAGUGUAAAUCUAAAAUUUGUGAGAACGAAAUUUUUGACAAUGUUGGCAAGAACAUUUUAAUUACCGAGUCAGCCAAACCAUACUUUAGCGAGAACAAAAUUUAUUAUUCUCGAAGUAAAUUGCAAACGGAGGAACUCAGAGGAAUUGUUUUAAAGGAUUUAUGCAAACCAACUUUUGAAUUCGAAGAGAUUCAUGGACAUUCAUCCUCAGGAGUGGAUAUUGCAGGAAGAGCUCAACCUCUAUUCUUCGCUUGUAAGGUGACAGAUAACUCAAAGAAUGGAUUUUUGAUUAGAGAUUAUGCUUGUCCAACAAUUAAUGAAUGUAUUAUAUCCAACAACGUUUAUCCCAACAUAUUAGCCAUAGAUAGGGCUGAGACAGUGAUUAGCAAGUGCAAAAUACAUUCUGGAAACCAAACUGGGAUUUCAAUUAAGGGCACACCAACUACAACUAUAAGAGAAAGUGAAAUUUUUGGAAACUCUUUUUCAAACAUCAAAAUUGGUGGAAACUCAACUACAGAUAUUAUUGAAUCGAAGAUUUACAAUGGAAGACAAAGUGGAAUAUGGGUCAAGGAAGAUGCUUCCGGUAAAAUUUUUAGAUGUAGCUUGUUUAACAACAGAAGGGACAAUAUCUUCAUGGAAAUGAGAGGUAAAAUGAUUAUUUCCGAAAAUGAGGUUGAUAAAUAG
Molecule: messenger RNA, 2316 nt
Organism: Naegleria fowleri
Lineage: Eukaryota; Heterolobosea; Eutetramitea; Acrasida; Naegleriidae
Exons: 1
Coding region: 1-2316 (771 amino acids)
Source: RefSeq, a predicted model, not a curated record